Molecule: messenger RNA, 2283 nt
Organism: Cladophialophora psammophila CBS 110553
Lineage: Eukaryota; Fungi; Ascomycota; Eurotiomycetes; Chaetothyriales; Herpotrichiellaceae
Product: 3-isopropylmalate dehydratase
Exons: 1
Coding region: 1-2283 (760 amino acids)
Biological process (GO): L-leucine biosynthetic process
Cellular component (GO): 3-isopropylmalate dehydratase complex
Molecular function (GO): 3-isopropylmalate dehydratase activity; 4 iron, 4 sulfur cluster binding
Source: RefSeq, a predicted model, not a curated record
AUGCCUCUCACACUGUACGACAAAAUCUACCAAGAACAUUUGGUAAAUCCUGACGACAAAACAGCACCACUAUUAUAUGUGGAUUCGCAUCUGAUUUUCGAGGUCCCAACCGCUCAAGCAUUCGAUGGCCUUAGGAAGAACAAACGCCCCGUGCGAAGGACAGACUUGACGCUGGCUACAGUUGAUCACAAUGUUCCAACGGAUGACCGGUCCCAAUACCGGGAUGCGGCGUCUUUCGUCAAGGAGCCACAAGCCAGAACCCAGAUCACAUUGCUUGAGAAGAACGUCAAAGAGAACAAUAUCAAGUACUUAGGCAUGCCCGAUCGCCGGCAAGGUAUUGUCCAUGUUGUGGGCCCGGAGCAAGGGCUAACGCUCCCUGGAUCUACAAUGUUCUGUGGCGAUUCCCAUACGCCUACCCAUGGAGCAGUGGGCGCCCUGGCUGUGAGUGGAGGAACUUCAGAUAUUGAACACGUGCUAGCCACCCAGACUGUGCUUCAGAAGAAGUACAGGAACUUCCGCGUUCGUGUCGAAGGCGAACUUGGUCUGGGUGUCUACUCCAAGGACAUCAUCUUGUAUUUGCUGGGCAAGAUUGGCACAGCGGGAGCGACCGGAUGCGUCAUUGAAUUUUGCGGGUCGACCAUUCGAAACCUGUCCAUGGAGGCACGAAUGGUGCUGUGCAAUAUGAGCAUUGAAGGAGGUGCUCGAAGUGGACUCGUGGCCCCCGAUGAGGUCACAUUCGAAUAUCUAAAAGGGCGACCGCUUGUCCCUUCGGGGGCCGACUGGGAUAAGGCUCUUGCAUACUGGAAAACAUUGUAUAGCGACGAGGACGCUCAAUGGGACUAUACUGUCGACAUAAAUGCUGCAGACAUAGGUCCGUCAAUCACCUGGGGUACCUCGCCAGACGACGUCAUCCCAGUUAAUGGCAAGAUCCCGGAUCCAGCAGAGUAUGACGAGAAAGAACCGUUCAAAGCCGCCGCAAUCCGCCGCUCACUCAAAUAUAUGGACCUGAGUCCGAACAUGCUUGCCACUGAUAUUAAGAUCGACCGUGUGUUCAUCGGAUCUUGUACGAACUCGAGAAUUGAAGACCUUAGAGCUGCCGCAAGAGUAGCAAGAGGUAGAAAGGUCGCAGAUUCGGUUUAUGCGAUGGUCGUUCCAGGCUCGGGGCUGGUAAAGCAGCAAGCAGAAAAUGAAGGCCUGGAUGUUAUUCUGAAAGCCGCCGGCUUUGACUGGCGGGAAGCUGGCUGUUCCAUGUGUCUGGCCAUGAAUCCUGACGUCCUUGCUCCGGGAGAGCGAUGCGCCUCAACGACAAACAGGAAUUUCGAAGGAAGGCAAGGACCUGGCGGCAGAACCCACCUCCUAUCCCCAGCCAUGGCAGCGGCGGCCGCCAUCAAAGGUCACUUUACUGACGUAAGGGAGUUCUUGACCUCGCAAAAUGGAUCACUCGGGGUAACACAACUGACGCUCAACGGAGACAAGGUCAGGAGCUAUGGUCCAAUUGAGGUAACUCCCGCCGUCCCCGCCUCUGCAAUUGAUGGCGGAGAUGAUGCAAUUGCAAAACGACCAUCGGCAGAAGCCAAGCACAGUGUGGAAGGGAUCCCCAAGUUUGACGUGGUGCGUUCUGUGCCCGCACCAUUUGACAUGCAAAAUAUCAACACCGACCUUGUGAUCCCUGGAGAGUAUCUCAAAACCACGAAAAGGACUGGUCUAGGGCCACAUCUGUUUCAGGAAUUGCGAUAUGACAGCACAACGCACGAAGAAGUUCCCGAAUUUGUCCUGAAUCAAGACCCUUACCGGAAGUCUAAGAUUCUGGUAUGCACCGGGGAGAACUUCGGCUGCGGUUCCUCGAGGGAGCAUGCUGUAUGGGCACUGGUCGACUUCGGCUUCCGAUGCGUUAUUGCUCCUUCUUUCGCAUCCAUAUUCUUCAACAAUUCCGGAAAGAACGGGUUGCUAGCAAUUCCCCUUGAAGACGUCGAGGCUUUGCAGAAAAUCCAUGCUGAAGGCCUCGUAAAACGUGAAGUCGAAGUGGAUUUGCCCAAGCAGGAGAUCAGAGAUGCCGAUGGCAAGCUGAUUGCAACAUUCAAGAUGGAUCCAUACACCAAGCACUGCUUGGUCAACGGUCUGGAUGACAUCAGUAACACGCUUUUGAGCGAAGAAAAGAUCUAUGACUUUGAAGUCAAGCAAAAGUCGAAGUUUCCAUGGUUGUUUGGUCGCAUUCGGAAACUGCAAUCUCCGAAGCGUCUCGGUCUUUAUCUUCCUGGUGCACAAGACAUCUUUGACUGGUAG